UUUAUUAUAUUUUCCCAUCAAGUAGUACAAAAAAAAGCAUGUAUAUAUAUAUAUACAAUACUCCAAAAAGAGGGAGGGGGGAGACAGAAAAGACGACAUUCUUUUUUCUUUUCUUUUUCUUUCUUUCUUUAUGUAUUCCCCUCCUCAACAACAAGAAUAUACAGACCAUUUCAGCCAAGUAGGUACACCCCAUACCACAGUGGGUGCUGUUCCUGUAGCACGCAACAAUCGAUUGUUGAAUCCAAACUACCAUCACCAACGUCAAAAUUCGUUCGGUACUGUAGCCUCAGCCAUGACAAUGAGUCCUCCUUCACGUACGAUGUAUGAAAACAACUCACAAAACUGGUUUGGGACAAGUCUGGACUCAAAUGGCUCUUCUUUUGGUCAAUCGCCUGUGUUUAAUAACCAUAGAGAUAUCAUUGUUUCUCCUUCUACUUCUUCAAGUCAUCUGGAUAGUUUCACAAACAAUCAAGAAGACGAUGAAAAUCAACAAAGAAAUCUUCAGGAAAUGUUUGAGAAACGACGUCGGAGAAGGGAAUCACAUAAUGCAGUAGAGAGAAGAAGAAGAGAUAAUAUUAAUGAACGUAUUCAUGAACUGUGUACUCUUUUGCCUGAACGACUUUUAGAUACAGCACCUACAAGUUCAAAUGUGAUGGCUGUCUCCAGUGGCCAAGUAGGUACAAAUGGAAGAGCCAUUAAUAAAGGCACCAUUCUGAAACUCUCAGUGGAUCAUAUCAAGGAACUGCGUGAAGAAGUGCAUCAAUACCAAGAAAGAAUUAGAGAACUAGAGCGAAUGGUUGAAGCAGCCAAACAUGGCGAACGAAUACAAGAGGAGGACACACGUAUUGGAUCCAUACAGUUCAGGCAGCAAUUUAAUAACAUGCAGAUUCACACCUCUCAUGAGCCAUGAUGAUGCCCACUUUAAGUAACAUCGACCAAGUUUGUGACUUUUAUUUAGUACAUUUCUAAAAUAGUUAACAAAAGUGCAUCUAAAUAAACAUUUCAUUUCAAUUUUAUCCAACAGUGUUAUUAUUAUUAUUAU
Gilbertella persicaria is the source of this 1042-nucleotide messenger RNA. RefSeq lists its product as uncharacterized. Gene Ontology annotation, biological process: regulation of transcription by RNA polymerase II. Gene Ontology annotation, cellular component: nucleus. The transcript has 3 exons. NCBI's taxonomy places the organism in Eukaryota, Fungi, Mucoromycota, Mucoromycetes, Mucorales, Choanephoraceae. Gene Ontology annotation, molecular function: RNA polymerase II cis-regulatory region sequence-specific DNA binding; DNA-binding transcription factor activity, RNA polymerase II-specific; protein dimerization activity. Bases 131 to 910 code for a protein of 259 amino acids. The record is from RefSeq and is a predicted model, not a curated record.